Molecule: messenger RNA, 703 nt
Organism: Camelina sativa (false flax)
Lineage: Eukaryota; Viridiplantae; Streptophyta; Magnoliopsida; Brassicales; Brassicaceae
Product: DNA-directed RNA polymerases II, IV and V subunit 9B
Biological process (GO): transcription-coupled nucleotide-excision repair; DNA-templated transcription; transcription initiation at RNA polymerase II promoter
Cellular component (GO): RNA polymerase II, core complex
Molecular function (GO): DNA-directed RNA polymerase activity; nucleic acid binding; zinc ion binding
Source: RefSeq, a predicted model, not a curated record
ACAUGCGAUUGCCACUAACAGAGUCUUUACUAGAGCUUGGCCUGUUUCUCUAAUGUCUGAUGAGUGAACGAUUGAUCCCGCCAAAGACACUGAGCUGAGGAGAGUGAGAAAUCAAGAAGCAUUCAAAAACUCGUUAGCUAAAGGAAAGAUUCUGCGAAGAUGAGUACUAUGAAAUUUUGUCGCGAAUGUAAUAACAUUCUCUAUCCCAAGGAAGAUAAGGAGCAGUCGAUUCUACUCUACGCUUGCCGUAAUUGUGAUCACCAGGAAGCAGCGGAUAACAACUGUGUUUACAGAAACGAGGUUCAUCACUCUGUCAGUGAACAAACUCAGAUCCUGUCCGACGUUGCUUCCGACCCUACUCUUCCACGUACCAAGGCAGUGCGUUGUGCCAAGUGUCAACACGGGGAAGCUGUCUUCUUCCAGGCCACGGCUAGAGGCGAGGAAGGAAUGACGCUGUUUUUCGUCUGCUGCAACCCGAACUGUAGUCACCGUUGGAGAGAAUAGGAACUAUGGAAGAUAACAUUUUUUCAUCUGAUUAACGUGUAUCUGAGUUCCUCUUUAUGAGUUUGAUGCAAUCCAAUUUGGAGUUUUAUGUGUACAAACAUGAAUAUUGUUGAGGAAUGUUCUCGGGUUCUUGAACUUUCAGGGUCUUUUGUGAUCAUUUCAGUUUUUAAUUGGGUCUAAUUAUAAAUCUAUUGGUAUC